UGUUGGGCUAGACUCGACAGAUGUCUGAUCAAUCUCGUUUGGGCAGACUUUUUUAAGAUCAAUAAGCUUAUUCAUCUCCCCCUCCUGUUCUCUGAUCAUUCUCCGCUUCUUCUGGCUUCUUCUCCUUCCCCUACUUCUUUUAAAAACAUUUUUCGUUUUAACAAUAACUGGUUUGAUUUUAUAGGUUGUCAUGACGCCGUUCGGGAAGCCUGGACCAAGCAUUCUCAUGGCAAUCCCAUGCAUGCGUUCUCACACCUUUUAUCUUGCACUCGUUCUAAACUCAGCGCGUGGCGUCGUAGUGGUGUCAACCAGACCGAGUCUGAUUUGAUUAAUAUUGAAGCUGAAAUCAAUAACCUUGAACAUUCUGAUUUUAACUCAAUCUCUCAAUCUUUUUUAAUGAAUCUUUAUACUAAUCUCUCAUACUUGCAGUGCCAGAAUAGCAACUUAUGGGCCCAACAUGCCCGUAUGCUAUGGAUCAAGGACGGAGAUAAAAAUACCAAUUUUUUCAUGCUAUUACCCGUAUACGUGCCCAUACUAACUUCAUCUCGCAGGUUGAUGAUUCUUCAGGUAACCGAUGUCAUGAACAAGCAAGUAUCGAAAGUGCCUUCCUCACAUUCUAUAAAAAUCUCUGGAGUGCUCCUAAUGUUAAUUUGGUUAGUCCUCUUCAUGCUUUCCCUAGUAAUCUUCCUUGCAUUACCGACUCAGAUGCAGUUUCUCUUACUCGGGAGGUUACUAAGGAAGAAGUUUAUCAAACCAUUUUAGAUCUUCCCACUGGUAAGUCUCCUGGUCCCGACGGCUUUAUUGUGGAGUUUUAUCGUAAUUUUUGGCCUGUUAUUAGUGAUCAUGUAUUUUUGGCCAUUCGUUUUUUCUUCGCCAAUUCUGUGCUUCCUUCUUUGUGGGGCAAAACUUUUAUUACCCUCAUCCCCAAGAAGGAUAGGCCUAAGAACGUCUCUGAUUUUCGUCUGAUUUCGCUUUGUAAUGUCAAUUAUAAAAUCAUUUCUAAGCUCUUGGCCAAUCGGUUGCAGCAUGUUCUCCCUAAAUUGAUAGGUCGAGAACAAGCUGGCUUUGUGACUGGCCGGUGCUCGUUUGAUAACAUUAUUGUUGUGCAAGAGAUUGUUCAUACUUUGGAAACUGAUUUCAAAAAACCCCCUGAGGAUGCUAAUUAAAUUAGAUAUUGAAAAAGCAUACGAUACUGUCAAUUGGAGUGCAAUUCUUGCGAUUCUUACUCGUAUGAAUUUCCCAACUCUUUGGAUCUCCUGGAUUUCUACCUGUUUACAAUCUUGCUCUUUCUCUAUUCUGGUUAAUGGUAGCAAUUCCCCUUGGUUCUCUUCGUUCAGAGGUGUUCAUCAAGGGGAUCCCAUUUCCUCUCAUUUAUUCAUUUUGGUGACCCAAGUCCUUACUUCUAUGCUUGAUACUAGUCUUGUGAAUUGCAUGAUUCCUGGUUUCAACCCUAAUCUCAAUCAUAACUUCAAUCAUCUCAUGUUCGCAGAUGAUUUAAUUCUUGUCACCCAAGCCUCUAGGCGUGCCGCCAGGGGCAUCAACCAGUGUCUUAAUGUCUAUGGUUUUCUUACUGGUCAACGUCCUAACUUCUCUAAGUCUCAGAUUUUUUUUCCUACUUGGUGCAACAAACAUGUUUCUUCUCGCAUCUGUGCUAUCUUAAACCUUACUCAAGCCUCCUUUCCUUUUAAAUACCUUGGAAUCUUGAUCUCUCCUAAGCGUCUUGCCGUCUCUACUUUUAAACCAAUGAUUGAUAAAAUUCGUCUUCAGUGCAAUCGUUAGAGUAACUUUAACCUCUCAUCAGCAGCGAAAGCUACUCUAAUCAACUCUUCCCUUCUUUCCAUUCCUACUUAUACUCUAUCUGUUUAUACAAUCCCUGAAGUAGUUAUUUCUGAGAUCACCAAAGUGGUUAGGAAAUUCUAUUAAUGUAGGAAUGGCAAUGGAAAGGGCAUUCAUAAUGUGAACUGGAAAACUUUAAACAAAGGUUAGCCUGAGGGGGGAAUUGGAAUCAGAAAUUUAUCUCUUGCUAAAUCUUUUCUUAUGGCAAAGCAUGUCUUUGGUUUUUUAAACAAGAAAGAUGGCAUUUGGGUUGAUGUUUUGAGUCAUAAGUAUGACAAAUUAGACUUUUGGAGAAACACUGCCCCUGUGAAUUGUUCAUGGUUUUACAGAAGUCUUCACAAAGCGGCGCCUCAAAUCAAACCUUUUUGUCGUAUUAAUUUGAUCAAUCCUGCUCUGACUUCCUUUUGUUGGGAUCCAUGGUGUUUUGAUAUCCCUAUUGCACUUAAGCCUACAUUUAUUAAUAUGAAUGUGGAUGUCAAUCUCCUCUCCAUUUCUGAUGUUGUUAAUGGAGAUAGAUGGUGUGAUACUAGCUUGCUCUAUGUGUUUGGCCCCAAUUUUAACUUGCAGGAAUUGAGUUCUACCUCUAUUGACCUUAACUCCGGUAACCACUGGAUUUGGAAUCCUCCUACCAAGCUUCACAAAAUUUCCUCCACUAUCUAUCAACAGUUAAAUCUUAGCACUCCCCCGGAGGAGGUUUGGCCUGGUUGGCAGCUAAUUUGGAAGCUCAAUAUUGCCCCGAGAACCAAACAUUUUAUGUGGACACUCUUUCAUGGUCUCUUGUCAACCACUAACUUCUUGUACCACUUGAAUCUUGGACCCAAUGACCCUUGCAGUUUGUGUGGUCUCUCCCCUGAAACCAUUGAUCAUCUUUUCAGUCAUUGUACUAAAACUAAACAGCUCACUGAGGGCAACUACUCCAAUUACAUCAACUCAGUCAUUGCUGCAACUGCUUGGAUGCUCUGGAAAUCCCGUUGUAAUAUCAUAUUUCAUAAUGCUUGUAUCAACCUUCCUACUGUUGUCUGCAGAGCACUAGCCCAUGUGCAGGAGUACACUGAUUGCAACAGAAGUUUAAUUGGGUAAAAGCUAAUCUUGAACAACCUUUCUAGCUCUGAUGACUUCAUAUUAUUCCCACACAUCAAUAUCAACCUGGCCACCAAGGUAUGUUCUGUGGGAUUCUUUAUCACUAGUUCUAAUUAUGUAAUUUACAUUGCAAGUUGUUGUGCUCAUGACAUGGAUGAUGCGUCGCUGGAUGAUCUUUCCGCUCUCGGCUUCGCUCUCCAAACUACUUCCGAUCAUCGCCUCGGCAUCAAACACAUCUUUGUCCAAUCUCCCACAACUUCAGCAACAAUUGCAAAUCCUGACCCUGUCGUUACUUGGAGAUUCGACGCUCUGAUCACUAAUAUCAGACGUCUGCUGAAUGAACAUGCUUCUCCUGUUGUUCAUUGUAUUCCUUGUCACUGGAUGCUGCCGGCCAUUCACUUAGCCACUCAUGGACUCAAUUACUCAGCCCUUAAUCUCUUUCUCUUUGGGCGUGACCUCCCUUACUGGAUCAUGAAUGCAUUUAAAGAGUUUGGUUUUAAAUUUUAGUUUUGCUAGCUGCUUGAACCAGGUGUUGCUGGUUCCUUUUUAUUCUUGUUUCUGAACUUUCUUUUGUUUCUCUCCCUUGUUUUUCAA
Messenger RNA from Dioscorea cayenensis subsp. rotundata (Guinea yam), 3510 nucleotides. RefSeq lists its product as uncharacterized. The transcript is spliced from 2 exons. The record is from RefSeq and is a predicted model, not a curated record. The coding region runs from base 2038 to 2916 and encodes 292 amino acids. Lineage: Eukaryota; Viridiplantae; Streptophyta; Magnoliopsida; Dioscoreales; Dioscoreaceae.